UUAUUUUUAUGCUUGCGGUCGAUUGAUUGAUCAAUUCACUAUGGGCCACAUCUCGAGUCACAAAGAGAUGCUCCUUGUUUUUGCUGUCGUCUUGCUGUCUCUCUCUUGUGUACACGGGCAGGAUUGUGAAACACAAGUCUCCUGUGACACUUGCAUUAAAUUCUCACCAGAUUGCGUCUGGUGUAGUGACGAGGUGGUUAAUGUUUCUGUUAGAUGUUAUAACAAGAGGAGCCCCUUCCUUUACCAAUGUAACAACACUGAAGAUCCGCAAUCAGAGAAAACAGGAGAAGAGACCAGCACUCUUAGCGGCCAAAAUUUGGUCACCCCUGAUGUUGUUAAUAUUGCUCUAAGGCCAGGUGUACCUGUUAGCUUUAAUGUGACAGUUCAGACUGCACUUAACUUCCCACUGGAUCUGUAUCUACUAAUUGAUAUAUCGAGAUCACUGAGUUCUGAUAUUGAAACGCUCAAGAGACUUAGCUUGAAUCUUACUGAAUCCCUGAGCAACAUUUCCACCAAUUACAAGAUUGGCUUUGGCACUUUUGUUGACAAGCCGAUUUAUCCUUACUCGUCAUUUGUUCCUCCUUCUAGUGGUACUCUUGCACCUCCUUAUAGCUAUCAUCAUAUUCUUAACCUUACCAACAACGAAACUGAAUUUGCUCAAUUGUUAGAUGAUAAUACUGAACUCAGCUAUGGUGCUGAUCAAGCUGAAGCUACUUUUGACUCGUUGCUGCAGGCUGUCGUCUGCCAAGAUAUUAUUGGUUGGACAGAUAGAGCUACAAAAGUUAUUGUAUUAUUAACUGAUGCUGUUUCACACACUGCAGGAGAUGGAAGGCUAGCAGGAAUCAUACAACCUAAUGAUGGACAGUGUCACUUAUCAGCAACUCAAGAUGGUUUCUUUGAAUAUGACAAAUGGGACGUUGCUGAUUAUGCUUCUUUGGGGCAAUUAGAGGAGAAACUAAGAGAACAAGAUAUUAGUGUCAUUUUUGCUGUCAGGAGUGACGUUUUACUAUAUUUUAAUGAAUCAUCCGAAAUUUCAAACAGAAUGUUUGUAAAUGAAUUAGAGGGUAACUCGGAGAACAUCAUCAGUAUCAUUAGACGGCAAUAUGAAGAAUUGCUUCGUACUAUAUUGUUAGAGUCUGAUGCUGAUAAUAGAUUAAAAGUGGAAAUUGAGCCGAUAUUUGGAUGCGACACCGUAGGAGAUCAGAACGAGUGUACUGGAGUCCAACUGGAACAGACUGUCAUAUUCAGUGUGACUGUAACUGCAGUUGAUUGUCCUGAUGAAAACACAAAAUUUCAGAUCACAGUAAGAGGGUUUGAUACCAUCGCUAUAAACAUUGAGCCACUAUGUAACUGCGAUUGUGAGAAGAAUGCUAUAAUGAAUAGUCGAGAGUGUCGAAACGGCGAAGGGGAUAAAGUUUGUGGCAUCUGUGUGUGUGGUAAUCAGCAGUUCACUCCAAGCAGUGUUUGCCAGGCACCAAUCACUAAGACAUGCUUAAAUGAUGGAAUAUGUACUUCUUGUGGAGAGUGUAUAUGUAAAAGAGAAAUUGGAAAUGUCAAUAAUUAUUUCUUUGGAGAUGCAUGCGAAUGCAGUACAUUUGACACAAGAUGCAGUGACAGCUCAGGUGAGAUAUGUAACGGCAAUGGAAUCUGCUGUAAUGGAGCCUGUGUUUGCACAAUGGACCCUACCACCCGACAAACACUGUUCACUGGUCCGUCCUGUGACUGUACUACUGACAACAGCACCUGCUUGAACAGGAGGAAUGAGCUGUGUUCUGGUAAUGGAAUGUGUGAAUGUGGAAAUUGUAUCUGUACAAGUGAUUAUAUUGGUAAUCUCUGUGAGUCUUGUAUUGGAGAAUCGUGUCAACCUUGUAAUUUGUACACCAAUUGUAUUAGGUGUCACGUACAAGAAUUAGAAGCAACUUCAAGUGAAUGUAGGAAUUGUUCUCGGGUUAACAUUGUAACAGAGGAUGAUAACAGUUUUACUAAUGCAACUGAAUGCCAAUUUUCUGAUGGUCUAUGCACGUAUGAUUAUUACAUUAUGCAGAAUGAGACCUCCGGCAAUUACCGUGUCUAUCUCAACACUAAUGCAGUUUGUGUUGUUCCAACUUCAGCUGCAUUCUCUUUCAACACCUGGUGGCUGAUAUUGCUAGCCAUUUUGAUCCCUGUCAUCAUCAUCGUAAUAGGCAUAAUAUUACUAGUGAUAAUCAAGAUAUGCCUUAUAAUGAAGGAUAAGAGAGAAUUAAAGAAGUUUCAGUCAGAAGUAAACGAUGCAGCAUGGGCUGAUACGGCUAAUCCACUGUAUGUGACACCUAUCACAGAUUAUCAAAAUGUUGCAUACAAGAAAAAGAAAUGAGGAGCUCCAGGAAAGUCUUUUAAUGUUAAUAGGUCUCUUGCCUGGAACUAUUUGUCUUUGUGACCUGUUUUAACAAUUUACAAUUUUCAUUUCCUUUUUAUCAAAACUUUAUCAAACUUUUA
Molecule: messenger RNA, 2475 nt
Organism: Amphimedon queenslandica
Lineage: Eukaryota; Metazoa; Porifera; Demospongiae; Haplosclerida; Niphatidae
Product: integrin beta-6-like
Exons: 24
Coding region: 41-2353 (770 amino acids)
Biological process (GO): integrin-mediated signaling pathway; cell-cell adhesion; cell adhesion mediated by integrin
Cellular component (GO): cell surface; integrin complex; focal adhesion
Molecular function (GO): integrin binding
Source: RefSeq, a predicted model, not a curated record